AUGAAACUCACUCCACAACAGGCCGCAGCCAGAGAGGCAUAUUUGAGAAAAUUGAGCAUUCAUCAUGAUGAAAUUAUCGAUGAAGUUAAUCUAGUGAACUAUAACAUCAUAGAAGAAAUAGAAAAGAUAAAUAAUCAAUUAAACACUAAACUGGCCAGGCUGCAGGAAAUAAAGAACGUUAGUGACAGAAUCAUAAAUGAAUUUCUAGAUUUCCUCAGAAAAUCAGAGUCAAAGACGAAUAAAGUAAUGAGAACUAAUUGGGAGAUUAGCGUAUGCCGGCAACAAAAACUACACGAAGCUUUUAAUAAGAAGAUGGCCGCCAUGGAACACUUGAGAACCGAACAUGUAAAAGAGGAGAAAGCGUUGAGAAGGAAAAAAGAUAAUAUGGAAAAAGAAUUUAUUUUAUUAUUGAAACAGUAUGACAAGAAUAUGUUAGAUAAACAAAGUGAAUUAGAUAAUAUAGUCGAAUCUGCUAAUCCGCUAAAUUACUUCUAUAAACAAUUAACAAGGCUUUCCGAAAAACAAGAUGAAAGUUAUGAAUUGUUAAUGAAGGAUAAGGAAGAAUACAAAAGAAUGAGAUUAGAAGAAUUAAAGCGCAGAUUUGCGUCGAGAAAAAUUCUAAAACGUUUUAGGUCUAUGAAAAGGAAAGUCAAACGCCCUAGUUAUCCUCCUGCAGAUAUGAAGAGACCUACUGUUGAAAGAGCUCUGGAAGCCGGUGGCAGAAGUGCCACGUAA
This is a messenger RNA of Nezara viridula (southern green stink bug), 735 nucleotides long. Lineage: Eukaryota; Metazoa; Arthropoda; Insecta; Hemiptera; Pentatomidae. The record is from the annotation of a GenBank genome assembly.